UGCCUCAGUACUCACUCUCAUUGUGCAAAAGAAUCUUCGGAAGGUUUUCCUAGGCGUCUUGUUGAUGUCGGCUCACCAGAUGGUGAACGAGGUCCCGUUCUGGUGGAUGGGUUGACGGAACACCCACCGUACGUGGCGCUGAGCCACUGCUGGGAAGCAUCUCAACCUCCGAAGCUUACAAAUUCCAAUCUUACACUGAUGAAAGCGGAAAUACCAUGGAGUGUUUUGUCGCCUACAAUCCAAGAUGCCAUCAGGAUCACUAGGUGGCUCGGAAUCAGAUACGUAUGGAUUGAUUCUCUCUGCAUCCUCCAAGAUGAUGAGAAAGAUUGGCACAGCCAGGCCUCACAGAUGGCCCACAUAUACGGCGGAUCUUACGUUACAAUAGCCGCGCAUUUUGGCCCUCAUCUUGACGAGAAAACGUUUACUGUCCAGAUGCAGCGAAAGUCUCCACAAACAAUCGACGUAGCUCAUACAUCCCUCAUGAGAAGAGCGUGGUGUUUCCAAGAACGACGAUUGGCUCCGAGAGUGCUUCACUUCCAUAAACACGAAAUCGAGUUCGAAUGCAGCUCAGGGACACAAUGUGAAUGCAGCAAGCCUUGGAACAUAUGGGAUUUCUGGCACGAACAGAUCACGGCAUACACAAGUGCACACUUGAGCUUUGUUACAGACAUUCUACCGGCUCUCUCUGGAAUCGCUCACCGUAUGCCUCGGCAAAUAUUUGGAGAUUAUCUCGCAGGCCUGUGGACCGGUAGCCUUCUCACUGAACUCUGCUGGUACCACCGCGAGUCAACCAAUCGAUACCGGUACCAGGAAUAUGUUGCCCCUACUUUCUCUUGG
Molecule: messenger RNA, 837 nt
Organism: Aplosporella prunicola CBS 121167
Lineage: Eukaryota; Fungi; Ascomycota; Dothideomycetes; Botryosphaeriales; Aplosporellaceae
Exons: 3
Source: RefSeq, a predicted model, not a curated record